UUAUAUCAAAAUAAAAUUUGUUCACUCCUCUCUCCAUAUAUAUAUAUAUGUGUGUGUGUGAGGUUCUGUGUAUGUGGGAUUGUUAUUGGUUAAUGUUUGUUCUUUACUAACAUAGAGACUCAAAUGCCGUAGUUAUAUACUUCUCUAUUUCUUUCGUAUCAUUACUAAUUCCUUGUGUUUAAGUGAAACAUCUUGCUCUAGUUCCGAGCUUCUUGCUCUCCGUUUUCUCAUCCAUUGAGCAAGACCCAAAAAGAAAUCAAACCCACGUUUCAUAAAGUGGAUUACAUAAGAUAAACUCUCUCAAAAUCACAGCCUAAUCUCUACACUCACAGAGGGAGCCCGUGUUCCCGAGCUCUAUUCCAUGUCAAGAAAAGUGAUUUCUCUUUCAAAAUUAGACACCGUCUUCAGUACUUUUCUUCUUUUUCAUGAAGUAGUAUACUCUCCAAGGUUUGAAAAAAAGUAAGUUUCAUUCUGUUUGCAAACUGAAACCUUUUCCUUUCGCUCUUUCUCACUAGCUGCAUAUGGCAUACAUGAAAGAAGUUGAAGGUAAACGAGUCCAUGAUCCUCUGCACGAGAAGAUGGCUAAAACAAGGUGUAAAUUGGUGCGAGGACCAGUCAUAGUUGGGGCUGGACCUUCGGGUUUAGCUGCAGCUGCUUGUCUUAAACAAAGAGAAGUUCCAAGCUUAAUCCUUGAACGAGCUGAUUGCAUAGCUUCCACAUGGCAACACAGGGCCUAUGACCGUCUUCGUCUUCACCUUCCAAAGCAAUUCUGUGAGCUCCCACUCAUGAAAUUCCCUAAGAAUUUCCCCACUUAUCCAACAAAAGAAGAUUUUGUUUCCUAUUUACAAGACUACGCCGACCAUUUUGACAUACAACCCGUGUUUAACAAAACUGUGGUGAGCGCAGAGUUUGAUCAAAUAUGUGGGUUUUGGAGGGUUACGACCACUGGCUCGGAAAAGGAAGUGACAGAAUAUGUGUGCCAAUGGCUAAUAGUUGCAACAGGAGAGAAUGCUGAGGAGGUUGUGCCACAAUUUGAAGGAAUGAAUCAAUUCGAUGGGACUAUUGCACACACCAGCGUGUAUAAGAGCGGUGAAAAGUAUAGUGGAAAGAGUGUUUUGGUGGUCGGAUGUGGGAAUUCAGGCAUGGAGGUCUGCUUGGAUCUCUGCGGCAAUAAUGCUCGCCCGUCCCUCGUAGUCAGAGAUUCGGUGCAUGUGUUGCCCCAACAGAUGCUAGGAACAUCAACUUUUGGAUUGUCCAUGUGGUUGCUCAACUGGCUUCCCACGCGUCUUGUGGAUCAUUUCUUACUCCUAAUGUCACGUUUGAUGCUUGGUGACACUUCUCGAUUUGGACUAAAUCGCCCUGAGAUUGGUCCUCUUGAGCUCAAGAGCAAGUCUGGCAAGACACCCGUAUUGGAUGUUGGAACCCUCGCUAAGAUCAGAACUGGGAAUAUCAAGGUAUGCAAGGCAGUAAAGCGACUAACACGCCAUGCUGUGGAGUUUGUGGAUGGCAAAGUGGAAAGUUUCGAUGCCAUCAUUUUAGCUACGGGUUACAAAAGUAACGUACCUUCUUGGUUAAAGGAGAGUGAUAUGUUUUCCAACAAAGAUGGGUUGCCUCGAAAACCAUUUCCCAAUGGAUGGAAGGGCGAAGGUGGGCUGUACUCCGUGGGCUUUACCAAACGUGGCCUGCUGGGCACGUCUUUCGAUGCAAGGAAAAUUGCAGAAGAUAUAGAACCUCUUUGGAAGAGAAGUCUUAUAAACUCAAAAAAAAUAACAUUUGCUAGUGUGAUAGAUUGUUUGUGGUAAGUAAAAAAGUGAUGUUAGUGAUGAACUCAAACAAUCUGUUACACUAGCAAAUGCUAUAUUUUUUUGAGUUUAUAAGACUUCUCUUCCAAAGAGUAGGCAAGUGAUGUCAGUAAUGAAUUCAAAUGAAAACCAGUAAAAACUUGCCUACUCAACUGAUGUGAAAAUUGUUUUGAAAUUAUUUAUGUAUGUAACAUUACUCUCUUUCUCUGUGGAAAGCUGAGACCACCUAGCUUAUGGCAUUCACCCGUGCAUGACUGCCACAAUUAUGAACUGAAAAGGAGACAUACUAACAAGGUUACACUUAUGGACUUCCAUGGAGCGCUCAACACAAUGUUUGUGCUAAGAAAGUUCCCCAUUUUUUUAAAGGAAUUAUCAAGGAAGGGGAAAAAUUUUAGUAGGAUAUAUGUGAAUUCUAACUUUCCAAUUACAAUACACCUUGGAAAGUUGGGACAAGAAGGGGUGGGGAAAAAUUCAUGGUUUCAAUGGGGUAUAUAUGUACAUUAUCAUUUUUCUUUACUUAGGUAAAUUUUUGAGAGAUGGAGUGGGGUGUUUUACAAUUUCAGUAAACUUUUAGUGUUGCGGGUUAUAAACUAUAUUAUUUCAAUUGGAUUUGUGGUUAGUGUAUAGUAAAUAAGUUGUUUCUAUCAAUUGUACCUUGUAUUAUUGGUUCUCCAA
Quercus robur (English oak) is the source of this 2477-nucleotide messenger RNA. RefSeq names its product indole-3-pyruvate monooxygenase YUCCA2-like. The transcript has 4 exons. The record is from RefSeq and is a predicted model, not a curated record. Lineage: Eukaryota; Viridiplantae; Streptophyta; Magnoliopsida; Fagales; Fagaceae. Gene Ontology annotation, biological process: auxin biosynthetic process. Gene Ontology annotation, molecular function: NADP binding; N,N-dimethylaniline monooxygenase activity; flavin adenine dinucleotide binding. The coding region runs from base 522 to 1802 and encodes 426 amino acids.